AUGCUGGGAAUUUUGUCAAAAAAUGUCCGACUCAGUGUGCCAGGUGCAUUAGUAAAAGUGAUGCUGAGGGUCUCCAACCCGACGCCUCCGGGUCCAGGUGUGGACGGUGGCAGCUACAACGGCUUUUUCAGCAUAGAUAAGCGAAAAAAGCAAGUUACUCUUACGGAUCCUUCCAUUUGUAAUGGCUCCGCCGCCCCCGAGGACAGGCGGGUGGGGGUGGCGGCUCCCAAGAUGUUCGCCUUCGAUGCUAUUUUUUCCCAGGACGAUUCUCAGACCGAGGUUUGUUCAAGUGCCCUCACCGAUGUUGUCCAUGCUGUCAUCAACGGUACUGAUGGUUGUCUCUUUUGCUUCGGACAAGCUGGAUUAGAUUCGGAACAAUCACCGGGAAUGUACCUAAGAGACGAACACCUCUUUGGUAACCAACCACCUCACUGUGAGUUGCGAGUACCUAGUGCUGAAAGAGCUGCCCACUAUUUAGAUGCUGCUAUCGAGUGUCGUUCGUGCCACAAGGAAGAUUCUAGGGAUUCCCAUUUUUUAUUCACAUUACACGUAUACCAGUAUAGUGUUGCUGGAAAGGGUGGAGUGGCUGGUGGUCGAAGUCGUCUACACCUCAUCGAUCUCGGCAACUCCGAUCGAAGCAAAUCCAGCGGAGGGAUUCCCUUGUCGGGCGUCGGUAACAUCAUCCUUGCAAUUUUCAACGGUCAGAAGCAUCUGCCAUAUAAAGAACAUAAACUGACGCAACUGUUGAAGGAAUGUCUAGGCUGUGUGACGUGCCAUGCUACGAUGAUAGCCCAUGUGUCGCCGUUGGCUCAGAACUAUUUGGAUACAUUGACCACCGUUCAGUUAGCUUCGAGAAUACAUCGAAUGAGGCGGAAAAGGAUUAAGUUUGUAUCGACAGCAGCAGGAAAUGGUUCAGGAGGUUCCAUUGCUGAACAAAGACCAUCACCGUCCAAGUCAAGCAAAUCUGAGGAAAGGAACAACCAGCAACGAAACGUGGCUGAAGCUUUCCAUCUUAUGAAAGAAAAAUGCCAUGUACGGAAACGAGAAACUUGGAUAGAUGGACCAAUGAAAGAAGACACCAGUUGCUCCUAUGGUUACAUGGACAGCCAUAAGAAAAAUAUGAUAAGGAAAUGGGUAGAACACCAGACUAUACAGAUCCAGAAGUCACGACAUGUUAUACCAAAGGCUACGACUGUAAAAUUAAAGGAAACGCCAAAAGAGGUGCCACAAAUCCAACCAAGUGAACAGACUGAAAAUCUACCAGAGGUCAACAAUUCAAGAAAACAAGAUUCUACAGAAGAUUCAUCAAUCUCACGAAAACCGCCAUCUGUUGAAGAAGACCUAGAAGAUGAAGAAGAACCGGAAAUACCACCUCCUCUACCAUUAAUUCAACCGUUGAGUAGCAGAGAAGUGUCGCUAGAAAGUUUAGACCAAAUCCUCAAAGACAGAAUGAUCUCAAACGCCGAAUAUAACAACUAUCAAAAAUUUGCUUUUGAAGACCUUAAUACUCAAGAUGAAGUAUUAGAAAUAAUAGAAGUCGAGGAGCCUUUAGAACCAGUACCUAUGCAAGAUAGUUGCUUGCAAGUAACCGAAGAGGACAUUGCUUUGUGUAUGGGUUACGUUGAGAAUCCAUUACCAGAAGUCGAUCAAGAAAAUCCUCUUGAUCAUCCUCUUAGGAUACUAAGUCAGGAAAAUCUGACUGUUGUGUCCACUUUUACAGACUCUUUGUCAGCAUUUAGUGAUCUGGAUAGGAUUCUGCCAAGGUAUCAUCUAGACAUGAAUGGGUAUUACAACGAUUAUGAAGAUGUCGAUAAUCCGACGUUACAUAACAACAUGACAGAUGAUCCCUCCAUGACAAAAUUAAAUCAGCUUACCCGUUUACACGAACUUUACAGUAACGAACUCUCCAAAGCGAAGGUUUGUAAUCCAAGAAGCAGUACCAAAGACAAAAUGUCAAGGUGCGAGUCACUUACUUUGGCAGAUAUGUUGUUUGGAAGUGAGAAGGAACGAAACGAUGACGGGAGUAUAUACAGCGAACCGGUUUACGUUCAGGAUAAGUUCUGUGAAAACUGUAAAAUUAAUAUGUAUAAUCAUGAUGAAAGAGAUACAUUAUCAAAUCUACGUCAUCCAGAUGGAGCGUCAAAUCCGAAUUUAGAACAGGAAUUAAGUACGAGAUUAUCUUCAAGUGUGCUUCCAGAAUUUAUAACUGCUCAACCAACACCUCCACCAAAUAGUCUUCCGUCAGUGGAGAGAAUAAACCGAGCAAUACUAAACCUAGAAACAGGAAUAGCUGCCAUCAAAAUGAGUAGGAAACUAGGAGACGGUGGCCAGAAAUCCGAAGAGUACGACAGCGGUCACGAUUCCACACCUAGAACGUCCAAACACAGUCCAGCAGGUAUUUCCAGAAGAGCCGAAAGCGGAUACGAUAGUAUCGUUCGGGACUCGGAAAAUUCUAGCAUCGAUUCUGAGCAUAGUCGAAUUUUUCACAGUCGAAGAGGAAAAUGUAAACAUAAGCACGAUAAGUCGUUUUGUUCUUGGUUUUUGAUGCCUUUUACAUGUAAAUAUAUCGAUGAACCACCAGAAACCCACUUUUAG
Molecule: messenger RNA, 2595 nt
Organism: Diabrotica balteata
Lineage: Eukaryota; Metazoa; Arthropoda; Insecta; Coleoptera; Chrysomelidae
Source: the annotation of a GenBank genome assembly